Molecule: messenger RNA, 1299 nt
Organism: Owenia fusiformis
Lineage: Eukaryota; Metazoa; Annelida; Polychaeta; Sabellida; Oweniidae
Source: the annotation of a GenBank genome assembly
AUGGCGCCCAUGGGCAAGUUUAUGACACGGACAGUAUUCCUAAUUGGAUAUGUCUGUUUGACGAUGAUUUUCAGCGCUUAUAUUGUUAUCAAUGAAGCGCUUCGCCAGCAUCAGUCCCGGGUAGCCGUGGCUCUUCAGGAUGGAACUAGUAGGGAACUCGUCCGGAAAUCAAUCCGUUCAAACAUUAGAGCUUUGACAAGAGAAGGUAAUCAUUCCGUCUUCGUUGCACCAACACUGAAACCAAAUAAAGCGACCGUUGAACAAGUGGAGCAUGAACGUACGGAGGGUAAUACUAAAAUACCAUACAUUUUGAUAGCUGAUUCAAGAUCAGGUUCGACUCUUCUGAUAGACUUACUGAAUCAGUACGUAAAAACACCGAACCUCGGGGAUCUCGUUUUACCCGAUACGCUGAAAGAAAAAAAUAUGUUAAACGGGCCAGGAAGUAGCAGCUCGAUAUUGGCCUAUCUCACCGAACAAUUGAAAAAUGAUCCGAGAGCAAAAUACGAGGCUGCUCCAGGGUUUAAACUACAAUGCAACAGUUUACGAUUUUUGAAAAGAACUAACAAUUUACUAUUAGAUGAGCUGCUCCAAUAUCUACAUAAACCGAAACUGAUCUUGCUUUAUCGGGAAGACCUAAUGGAACGAUAUGUAUCCGAUAUGAUCGGGAUGCAAACGGGAGUUUGGCAUGCCCUUUCAGAGAAAACCGCAGAAGAGCGAGGAGUCGCGGAUGGACUCACGAACCACCCUCAUAAAAACACUAGCAUCGUCAUUAAAUGGCAAGACUACCUCAAUUAUGUAGAUAUGACACGGAAUGACUGGCGGACAAUCACACAGGUGAUGAAAGAAGUAGGUUAUGGUUGUGAAGACUUUCUCAUGUUAACAUAUGAAUCCUACACCAAAGACGUACCAGCUACAAUGGAAACUAUAAGUAAAUUUCUCCAAGUGCCGCCAAAGACUAAACCAUACACGCUUAACUUACAGAAGUUAGAUCCUGAACCUCUGAGCGAGAAAAUUGAAAACUUUAAAGACAUAGAACCAAAGAUAAGAGAUUCUCAACGCGAAAAACUGUUUCUUGAUGCGCACAAACAUUAUGCUGAAUGUGCAAAACCUUAGAAACUGGAAUAUAUUUAUAAAUUGACCAUAAUACAUUACAAUCUGUCCUCAAUUACGGCACCCUACCUCUAUAUAAUUGUGUGAAUUUAUGAUGUGAUACCGAAACUAGAAACGCGCAAACUGAUCGCCGGGCAAUACGUCAUUUAUUGUUGUGCCGCACCUUGCCUUUGUUUUAGAAUAUCUGAG